Molecule: messenger RNA, 2084 nt
Organism: Argentina anserina (silverweed cinquefoil)
Lineage: Eukaryota; Viridiplantae; Streptophyta; Magnoliopsida; Rosales; Rosaceae
Product: F-box/LRR-repeat protein At3g26922-like
Exons: 5
Coding region: 11-1390 (459 amino acids)
Molecular function (GO): protein binding
Source: RefSeq, a predicted model, not a curated record
CGAUUUCAUAAUGGCCGAACCGACGAGCACUUUAACCCCAACCGCCGCCGAUCGAACCCUAACCGACCUCCCUGUUGACGUCAUCAUCCACAUCCUCUCCUUCCUCCCAACCUUUCUCGCCGUCCAGACCUCCCUCAUUUCCCGCCAAUUUCGAUCCCUCUGGUCACGCGUUCCCGCCCUCCACUUCUCCUACGACCACUUCCCCUCCGCUGUGCCCGACCCGGCCCCAGGCUCCGACCCGACCCGCCUCUUCGCCAACUCCGUCGACCGCGCUCUCCUCCUCCGCUCCCCCUCCCCCAUCCAGACCUUCCGCCUCUCCUUCAUCUACCACCGCCGCCACACCUCCCGCCUCGACUCCUGGCUCCGCUCCGCCGUCACGCGCCUCCACGCGCGCGAGCUCCACCUCGACCUCUACAUCAACAGGCACUACCACAACAACCACGACGACGACGACGACGACCGGAUGUACGACUUCCCUCUCGCCGUGCUGAGGAGCUCGCGCGUGGAGGUCCUGAGCCUCACGCGCUGCGACCUCCGCCUGCCGAAGGACAUGUCGGCCUUGAACCUCGUCGCGAUCAGGACCGCUUAUCUGGACCAGAUUGAAUUGACGGACGAGAUGGUUAGGGACUUCAUCUUGGGGUGCCCGAAUCUAACGGACCUGGAGAUUCAAAACUGUUAUGGACAUGAGGAUUUGAAGAUACGAAGCGAAAAGCUUAAGAGGCUGACGCUUGGCUACUUUUACGAUAUGGAUGAGAGGAACACGGUGGAGAUUGAUUGCUGUAAUCUCUUGUUUUUGGAAUUUGACUGCUGUGAUUUUUCUCAGUUUUCACUCAAGAAUGCGGCGAGCUUGGUUGAGUUUCAUCUAGCGAUUGUUCAUAUGGACAAGUACUUCCAUUUGUGGAGUAAGGUUGUGAAGCUUCUGGAGAAAGCGCCCAAUGUGAAGCACCUUAAUGUGGAGAAUUGGUGGCUCAAGUUUAUGAUAUCAAAGGAUUGUUUCCCUGAAAACUUCAAGCUCCAGAAUGUAAGGCUCUUAGAGUUACGAACAGAGUAUACUCAAUAUGAUCUUAUUGGGAUGGUGGCACUGCUUCAACUUUGUCCCAAUCUCGAGACAAUGGUUCUUGAUCACCUUCACAAGUUAGAUGACGAUCCGAGAUUACCAGCCGAGAUCCUAAAUUGUCCACUUCCAUUGAACAUCCCCAGUCUCAAGCAUGUUAAGCUGCUAACAUAUGCUGGAACAGAAGAUGAACAAAACUUUGUGACUAUGUUAAAAAGGCAAGGAGCUGCCUUACAGAAGAUUACACUUUUUCCCAUCAAAACUGAUGAGGACUCAUGUCAGGAACUUCCUCCCAUAGUUCUACGUCGAAAGCCUCGAGAUUGUGAAGCUACAUGAUCAUCUUCUCCAUAAAGAUUGAAGUUUAUAGGCUCUGAAAUCACUUUAUAUGCUUUACAUUUUCUGACAUCAAAGAAGCUCAACAAUCUCAAGCAUUUUAGAGCUACGGACCGGUUAUACCCGAUAUGAUAUGAUUGGCAUGGCUGCACUGCUUGAACUUUGUACCAAUCUCCGGACAAUGGUUCUCAAUUACGUUGAGAAGAUGAAAGCUGAUGAGAAAUAUUUACAAGAGGGGUUCUUAAAUGAACCAGCUGAGUUCAACAUGCCAAAGCUGAAGAAAGUUACGAUGAUAGCAUUUACAGGAACAAAAGCUCAACUUAAUUUUGUGACUAUCUUGAAGACGCAAGGGGUAAAGAUUGAACUUGUGUCUGUCAAUUUGUGAGUUGAUAAAUCAAUCCCGGCCCCCGGAGUGGCAUUUACAGAUCCUCCAGAAAUAAAAUUUCUCCCAUGAGCUUCUCCCGGAAAUUAAAUUUGCACACAGUUUCAACCGCAAAUCGAUGUGUUUAGGAUGUGUAUGCAAUUUCAUUUUUUGGGUUUGUUGUUCAUUACAAUUGGCAUAGUUUUUCACCUUUAUUGUUUGGGAAAGAACACUUCCCUGUUCAAAUUAACCCUUGGAAGCUAACUUAAAAAAACCCGAAUUAACCUGAUUUAAUUAUCAUCUACCUUCGCAAGCUUCUUUAGGGAAUGUAUGAAU